Messenger RNA from Marchantia polymorpha subsp. ruderalis, 4790 nucleotides. The record is from the annotation of a GenBank genome assembly. Lineage: Eukaryota; Viridiplantae; Streptophyta; Marchantiopsida; Marchantiales; Marchantiaceae.
UCGUUGCUCCAUAGGCAACUUAGCGCUAACGGAUGCGGUCGUCGGCAUCGGGGAAAGCGCGACGCGAGUGAGCUCGCCGGCUUGAGUUGGGUGGUUCGCUCGCAGCAUGGUCCGCUACGUGAAGCAUCGUCGAGCGUCUUAGAGGGUGUCCGCAGAUCAGUCCGGUGGGUCGACGAACGCAUUCAGCAGGGACCAAACAUAGAUUCAAAAUUCCCUUCUUCCUUUUCCUCUUUCCGCCAUGAAUGAGACCCCGGAGUUGUUGUUCGCAACUUCGGUGCACUCCAGGGACAAACCUCCUGGAAGGAUUGGAGGCUGCGUCGGCACAUUUCUUCAGCUUUUCGACUGGAAUCCGAGGAAGCGCCUGUUCUCCACCAAGCGGCUCCCAGCAGAGCGCCCGCGGAAGCCUACGAAGAAAAAGUUUAAAGAUGAGCGAAUGCCGGUGGCGAAGCUGUUGCUGCUCGCGGACGAAGAGAAUCGGGGAGGGUUUCCUUCUCCGAAGAAGUUGUCCGCCGCGGCAGCGGCAGCAGCAGCUGCGGCUGGUGGGGACCGCCCCAAGGACAACGGGGAUGAGCAUACAGGGAAGAGAGUGCCUGGCGUGGUGGCCCGGCUGAUGGGGCUCGAGUCCCUACCCGAAUGCAACUAUGGGAGCGAGGGCAAGGAGUCGCCUCAACACCCGAAAAUGUCAUCCGGGGUCGAGGUCCGUCCUCUUCAGGAGCUACUUCACGCGCGCCAGGAGCCAGUUCUUCUGCAGGAUCUACUUCGGGAGCGAGAGUACCUCGAGGCGAAAAAGCUCUCUCUGAAGGAACGCCUUUCUGUUCCGGUUCCAGGAUUUGUGAAGAAUUUGCCUUCGGAGUCGGGCCAUCAGAUGUCAUACGUACCCCCGAGAGAUGGAUUCAAAAAAUCCUUGAGAGGAGGCGAGCAUUUGCAGCCUUACUCCGAUCAAAAGUACCACAAGAGUCUGCGCCCUUUGAAGAAGUCGGGCAGGGAUUUGUCCGAUGCCAAGCACCUCAUCCUAGCCCUGUCACCUCGUUCCAACGGUGACAGUUUGAGGCCCAUUCUCCUGCCUUCGAAAGUCCACAACAAGCUGAUGAGCUCCCCCAUCAAGUCGCCCACCAAAAUGGGCAGUAGAAGCGCGCGACUCUUAGAAGCAGCCGUGAAAAUACUCGAGCCGAGUCUACAAUCGAGCACAGCUCGCUCCCGCCCGCCUCCUGUUCGGCCAUCUUCAGUGUUCACAACGAAAGACUUCAAGGAUGUGGAAAGCGAAGUGGCGAGGGCAGAGGAGAGGAAGGAACGGCUACCGAUUGUGGAGAAGAAAGUAGCAAUUUCUACCAAUGCUGGUCGAGCAUUGAAGGGGCAGAGCAUGAGCCGUAGUUGGAAUGGGAGGGAGGAAACAGGUCGAUACAGCCAUGAUAUUAAAAAUGGAAGCUCACUCGCAGAGAACCCGGGAAGGAGACGAUCAGACCAUCAAUCUCAGUCCACAAGCCACUCGAGAACUGCGUCCCCGAUGAGGAACUCGUCCCAGCAGCGCACUCGCAGCAACAGCAACAACAACAGAUUCACUCCUCCACCCGAAGACAACGUCAGAUUAGUGGAGGAAGUCAAGACCGUGGUUCCGCAAGGAUUUGAAGAAGCCUACGAAGGAGGACUGAAGCCGCUCAACGUUGGGAGGCGUGAGCAGAUCCGGUUGGACAAGUUCGACAUGGAAGAGAGGAGGAUUUCUGAGAAGCACAUGGUUUCUUCUCUGUCUGUGGGCAACAGUCCGUACUCCGAGACCAGCGACAGGGGGCCACCGUCCUCGUUCCACGAUCCUCUUCGACGCAGCGGCAGCACCAAAGAAGGACCGACACCUCCAACUCCGACAUCGGCGUCCCGGACCAGAUUUCUUCGCAGCAAGAGCGUCAAAGAGGAGAAAAUAUCAAAGUCUUCUGGCGGUCAGUUCCCCCAUCAGUACAAACACCACAGAGAAAGCAAGGUGAAGCAGGAGCAGCAGCAGUCCGCCGCUUCCGUUCCCAUCGUCGCCAGCACCCAGGAGCCUCGAAGCAAAGUCGAUGCUCCAUCUGCCGAGAAAGCUGUUGCCGAUCUGGGCGAAAACUCGAACGAAUUUUUGAAGACGAUCAAAGCCAUCAAGACGAAGCCCGUUAGCACUCCGACCGAAGAACGAGUACCUGUACAACAGCAGGCGCCCGAAGUACCUGAAGCACCGCUACCAAUUGCUGUGGUGGAGGAGCCUGCUCAACCUGAGCCCGAGCUCGAGCUUGAAGUUCCGCAAGUCUCUGAAACUACCGAAGUCAGCGUGUCUCCCGAGCAGGAAGUGAAGGAUGUGCCUGCUCCAGCUCGCAGCAACAGCGGUGGAGGUCUUCUUAGUUACAGCAGGCUAUUCGGAGCCCGCAAGAGUAGUGGAGGAGAGAGGAAGAGCGACACCGUCAAGGAGAAGUCCAAGGAUAAGAGCAAAACGCGUAAUGAGGCCUCUCAGAAGAAGAGUGAAAAUUCUCUCGUGCGAUCGUUGCUCAGGAGGAAGGCCAAUCCUCAGGGAAGUUCGUCUUCUACAUCGCCUUCUUCGGACAAGAAGAAACGCGGUGGAUUAAGGUUGUCCCUUUCAGCGCAACCUUCUCCUGAGGCAAGCGAGUGUGAUACGCCUGGAUAUCUGUCAGAGGACUGCUCCGUGGAAAUGGAGACGGAGACUACAUCGGUAACCUCUGCUCCGAGUGUGUACUCCGAAGACGCAGGCAGGGUGCGGUCGGCUUACUCCGAAAUAGACGACACCAAGAACUUAUCUAUCAAAUGUGUCGAUGAUGUCUUCCCUGACAAGCCCCCUGUGGACAAGGGUUGUUUGAAGCUUCUGGAGGAUGAGACCAAACGUGGACUCAUCGAAGGUUUCGACUGCGUCGACCUCAACGAACCGGACAUCAUGCGGGGCGGAAUUUCCAAGUACGCAGCCCACCUAAUGGACGACAUGAAAUUGGAAGAAAUGUUCUCGACUGGAAUCGUGAAUGCUGGCUCUGGCCGCAGUGGCUUUUCGUACAGUCCUUUGGUGGAAUUGGAAGAGCCUCCGCGUUCAUCCUUGGAGACGUAUCUUCUCGAAGGAGGUGCAACCGAGGUCGAGAAGUGCGUGUCCUUUUUGGGAAGGACGAGCGUCAUCUCUUCUCCGGAGGACGAUAGCCUCAUCAAACGCGAAGUGGCCGCCGAAGAUGAGCAACCUCCACGGAGCGAUGUGCGUCCAACCGAGGAGUUCAGUGCAUCUGCGAAUGAAGACCUGAAGCCGCCAUCAACUCCCGAGCUCACCGAGUCCAGGAAAACAGAGGACCGCGAAGACAUGAUCGAGCGCGUGUCCAAGAAAUUUGCCAGCAAAGGCAGAGUCGUGUUACCAGAUGAAGACGGCAUCGAAGAAGCUGUGUGCACUUCCGUUGGGAGAGAGGACUGCGGCCAACCGAGUCCCGUUUCCGUGCUGGAGUGCCCAUUCGAGGACGAGACGACCAGCUCCCAAGGGAACAUUCAGGAGAGCAUAUGCGAGUUAGAUGAUGAAGAUCUCGACGUCGACGAAGAUGCCUACAUCGACGAUCUUCUGUACGAGUCCGCAGCUGCCCUGCAGAAGCCGAGGAAGCCCAGGAGGUCGAGGAAGAGCACGCCUGUGACACCAGUCACGGACAUCGAAGUGUCUCCGGACAGUGGCCGCACGGAGAACGAGAAAAUUGUCGGAGCGAUCCUGGACAUAUCGAGGAUUCGAUGUAUUGACCCUUCGGAGUUCGGCCUAGAAAUGGAAUCCUCUGAAUCUGUCCAGGAAGAGGAGGACUACGUUUCGAAAAUUCUGUGUCUGUGGGAAAUGUUCCCGAAUCUUUCAGAUAAUAAUACAGGUGCAGAGCUGCCUGUGAACCCCACUCUUUUCGACAGGCUGGAAUCUCAAGAACGUGCUUUCGCAUGGGGUCGGGAGAAAGAUGGAGAGGAAUUUGGUACACGCAAAGAGUUCCCUCACAGAAGCUUCAAGCGAUGGCAGAGUCUGUGGCUUCAUCGUCGACUUUUAUUUGACUCCGUAAACGAAGCCAUGUCCUACAGGUUGAAGUACAAGUACCCUGAUCCCUGGAUCGCGAAACCUGUUUUGAGACCUCAGCCGAAAGGGAAAGAAUUGGUGAAGGAAGUGUACAGGGAAAUCAAGGAGUGGAGGGAGGGAACGACAGAGGAGCUGGAUACUAUUAUAGAAAAGGAUAUGAGUAGAGGUCCUGGAAACUGGUCUAAUCACAACCAGGAGAUUGCAGAGAUAGGAUUAGAAAUUGAAAGGACCAUUUUUAGAGUCAUGAUCGAGGAGUUGGUAACAGAAAUGAUGGGUAUGAGCACCAACAAACCAACAACGUAUGGUGUGGAAGCCUAUUAAUCUCUUCUCCGACUCCGCAUCCCUGUCAAACGCGUGGUGGGUUACGAGAUGUCCUGGCCAUUUUGGAGCAAGUCUUGGCCCAGCUGGUGAUGGGUUCUUCAUCCAAGCCAGUGGUAUUUGUCGGCAGAAGGAAGUUCUUCAUCUUCUGAUGUUUGCAGAUAUUUUGCGAUAUACACGAAACCAGUCCCAUUGUCGUCAUUGGUGGCCUCUGUACAUUAAGUGUUGAAACACAGCUCUUCCCGCCCGGUCUAGUUUGUUAAGAGUUUCUUCAGGUAUAUACUACCAAACUACUCGGCGGAAGGCCAUGUGGUGAACUACUGGCAAAAAUAUAAUUGCUGGUUAACAGAGAAUUGUAGUUAAACGCUUGUCCUUCUGAACAUUUGUAAAUUGCAUAUUUCAAUCAUAGAUACUUGGAUUCGAUAUC